AGCCGGAAAAAGAAAAAGAAGAAGAGGAGGUGAACGCCUGUGAACGAAAUACGAACGAGUUUCGAGAGACAAAGAAUAUCGAAAACGUAGAAAUUUGCGAAAAAUGGCGUCGGAAGAUCGAGAUUUGAUUGAUCUCGGUAACGAUUUAUGCGUGGCACGAGUAUCAAUAAAUGAUCCAACUCCAGAGGAACAGGAACAUUUAUUGGACGUUUGUCCACCGAAGUUGGAACAGAAGCUGUCCCUGACCGUGAAACAAGAGCAAGUUAAGAACGAUAGUGACAACGGUGAUGUGUUGGUAACCUUGGGACAUGAUCAGGUUGUACCAAUCCGGAAACGAAUCGACGUUGUCUCCUCGGAUACAAUUAAAAGAAUACGUGACAUAACGAGAAACCUCGAACCGGUUAUCAGGAGAACUUGUUCAGGAAUCAUACUAGAUCAUCAUCAUCAUCAUCAUCAUCAUCAUCAUCAUAAUCGUGACAUAGUCGAUCAUGCUAAUUCGGAAAACAUUUUAUCUACGGAUGAAGAAAGUUUUGAAACGCAGGAGAUCAACAGCGCGUUUGAUUUUCUUGCCGAACACGAGGACAACGAUGAGGAGGAUCACGGUGACGAAAAUAAUCAAUACGAUGUUGCUGGAUCAAACAGAUCAAUUUCCUUAUCUGCCAGACCAUUAAUCGACAAAUGUGAAUCUUCCAUUUCCCUGGAUAAUCGUCGUAGAAGAAAUACUGAUAAUUACGACGACAUACAACUUGAUAAUCCGGCUUUCGAAUCUUCCCUUUACGAAGUAUCAUCUUGUUCAAGGAAUACAGUUGCCAAUUCCUGUUUCGUUGAUUUUGAUCUUGAACUUCGCGACAAGUGUAAGAGACGUGCACAAGAGGAAAGUGUUUUCUUACAUGAUAGCAAAAGAAAAUCCUUCCAAAAUGUGACCAAUCGGAAAUCUUGGGCUGAAGGAACCAAAGGACAUCCUUCUAAGGAUAUUGGGAGAGUCAAUAGAUCUCUCAGUUUGGAAGAAGCUGCUCAGUCUUGUGAACCUGUCGUUGGAUUUUUUAUUGGAAAAAGACCGGAUGAGGAAUCAACAACGAUCAGAUCGGAGGAGGCUUGUUCGGAUUGUUCGGAAGUCGAUUGGUCGUGGUUAGAGGAAGUGGAAAGCCUGCGGGCGUCGGGAACGUCCGAGCACGGCGCGGGUUCACCGGCCAAUGAGCGCUUCGAAUUGGUGGGGAGAAACGCGUCCUCGGUUUCAGAGAAGUCAAGAGAGCGCAGGCGCGAAACCGAGGAUCGGCUCGAGGAAACGAGUCGCAGUGCCGCGAUGUCCGUCACCGUGUCGACGGCCACCAAAUCCUUAGUCGAUAAUAAUCAUUUACGAUCGGACAACGUUGAUAAUCAAAAUAACAAUAACAAUAACAACAACAAUACCAUUAAUAACAGUAUAUUCGUUGUUAAUGGAAAUAAUGAUGAUAUCGAAACGGAGUCCCGUUACAACGACACGAACAACGAACUCGAAUCGAAUACCAAUAAUAAUAUUAACAACAACAACAACAACAACAACAACAAUAAUAACAGUAACAGCAAUCGCGUUACGAAUUCGUGGAUACGCGCCUCCAUGAGGCGACUACGUCAUUUGAGAUUGCCAGAAGGAACGGUAGAACAUAGACAACAGAGGAACGCGGAACCGACCAAUCGGAGAUCGGCAAUAGUUUCGGCGCCAAAUUCGUUGCCAGAUAUCGCAUUGGUGGCACCGGAAAUCUUAGCGGCCCAAACCAAUGGUACAUCGGGUCAUCAUUUGAGACCAUCUAGUGCACCAGCUGUUAAUCGUAACGUCAACGUUGGGAAUAACGUUAUUAUUUCUAAUAAUACGAAUUCUAAUAACGGUAGUGGUGGUAGUUCUAGUGGUAGUAGUGCUAGUGCUGGUGGACGACCAGGACGACAACACGGCGGCGCUGUAACCAAUAAUACUACCACCUCGUCGAACAACCCUACCCCUCCUCCUCCUUCUCCUCCUCCUCCUGCUAUCAAUGUUGCUACUCCUUCUACCAGGUCCAGGUGUAUUUCGAACGCCCUCAGAGACACUACUUCUUCUGUACAAAGCAGUGUUACAUCAACCACUACCGGAAGCGACGCAACCGGAUCAUCCGGAACCACGACCUGCUCCAGCUCUUCCAACGGUUCACCAGCAAGCACGGCGACCAGCUCGCAACGCGCUGCCUCCAGGAGGACAUGCGAAAGACAGAGGGGCAUUGACAGGGACGCUGACAGAGGUGAAGAUGACGAUGAAGAUGAGAAUCCAUUGGGCAGGUGGCCACAUGAACUUAGUCCAGCAUUGGCUUGUCUUGGUUGUACGCUUGGUCUAUUCAAUAUCAGUAGAUUCGCCAUUCUUAGUAUACAAUUUGGAGCCAACUUUAUAGUACAGUUCCUGAUAUUAUCCUUGGUACUUGGAAUACCAUUAUUGACGCUUCAAGUAUGUCUCGGUCAAAGAUUAUCAGCCGGAUCGGUCGACAUGUGGAAAAUUUCACCUCUAUUUCAAGGAGUUGGUAUAGCUUUAUUAACAGCACAAGCGUUUAUUGGAAUUUACAGUAUAGUGGGUGUAUCUUGGAUGUUCGUAUACUUCAGGGAUUCGUUUAUCACGAAGCAAGAUAGGUAUCGUUGGGCAGAACCGUUUCUCUUAUAUCGAGAAGACAGUAAACCUACGCACAAUAGUAGUAAUACGUAUAAAUUAUACGAAACUGUACCGGAUUAUUUCAGUGGUGCUGUUUUACAAAGGCACCAUUUGAACGAGUCCGAUCCUGGAGUUGUUACAUUGAAAUUUCAAGUGGCAUUUAAUUUAGCUGUCGUAUGGAUGAUCGUAUUUGUGUCCUUAAGUAAAGGUUUAAGAUCAUAUGGAAAGGUGGUCUACGUUUUUACAUUAGUUCCUAUUUGUGGUAUUUUAAUUCUUUGUACUAAAUUAUUGGGACUAACACCACCUGGUUCAAUUAGUCAGCUGUUUCCUGGCACCGUUUGGAAUGAAUUUUUCAUUAACGGUAAAUCAUGGGUGGCCGCUUCCACCGAGGUUUUCCUUACCUGGGGUUUACUUGGAGCAGCUGCCAUGCAGAUAGCCGCUCAUAACAAGCAUAAACAUCUUUUACAAAGGGACACCAGUUUGGUCGUGGUUUUGACUUUUGUUGUUUUACUUCUUGUUGCCUUUUUGGCCAAUACCUGUGUACAAAUUCUCAAACUUCAUGGAUACAUUUAUACGACUAGUUCAUUUGAGAGAAUAUCAGGAUACACGUUCAUGCGAUUGGUCAAUCAACCAGCAACAUCCUUGUACACGAGUACACCAGAAAGAUUUAUGUCACACGCAUCCUUUCUGGUUGGUCAACGAAUUAGUAAACCUGGUGUUGAUGUUUCUACCGAGUCUGGUUAUCAAGUGUUGAGAUUUUCAACUGAAUUAGUACCUGCCACUCUAGCUUUGCUAGGGACCGAGCAAGUCUCACCAUUCUGGGCUGUAUUAUUCUACUUCGUUUUAAUUUUAUUUGGAAUAGCUCAACAGCUCGCAAUAUGGCACUGUGUGAUAACUGGUAUAAUGGCUAUCAACACGAAGAUGAUGAAAUUGUGGGAGACUACUAUAACUUUUUUUAGCUGUGCCUGUGCUUACAUUUUGGGUUUACCAAUGGCUACAGAGUUGGGCAUUUACGUAGUGUAUUAUCUGGAUUAUACGGUUGGUGGUGCAUGGUGGAUAAUGGUUCUAUACUUGGUACAAGUCGGUGCUGUCUUCGCUGUAAGAGGACGACCACACAGUGGAGAAGCUGUAGUUGCUGAAUUGUUUCCACCAACGGGACGAUGUCUCAGACAUUGGGCUGGCCCACUUCUGUCCUUCACGUGGAACGUUAUACUACCAGUGACUUUAAUGGUACUAAGUAUUACCGUGUUCAAAAAUAACGGAUUUCGAGAGCUCUAUUCCUACCGUCGAACGAGCCGAGAUUAUUGGGCUGUGUGGGCGAGACAAUUGGGAGCAGCGAUUCAAUUAAUUCCAAUAUUAACGAUUCCAGCUGUGGCAAUAAUCCAAACUUGUCGAUAUUUAAAUAACGGUCCACCUGAUAUAUUUGACAACGAACAAGUGGAAGUUAGUGUAAAUCACUGCGAACAGUGUAACGGCAGAAUUCAACUACUAUAUCGUCCGGCACUAGAAACCGAUGAUCCAGCGGAUGCUCAAACGCAAAUUGGCAGUAACGAUACCAGCACCAGUAUUCAUGGGAAUGGUAUAUUACCUACUACAACAGAUGUACCGUUCGAAGAUCCACCACCGAAAUAUACACCACCACCCAGUUAUACGACAGCAACUGGGGCUAGGAUAGCAAAAAUGUUGCGUCAAAGUUUUCGAAGAAGCGUGAGACGUAUCGCUAACGUUUUAGGAGAAAGUAGUGCGCCAAGGCAAAGGCCAGCAUUGCAACCACCGCCGCCAGAUUAUGCUACAGUUUUAGUCGAAAUGAAUCAGAAUACUCGUGGUCGUGGAGUAGACGUCUCAAUAAACAUGAACAACGAGUCUAGACCAGACGUGGUGGUAGCAACGACUAACGUUAGAAGAAGUACUCGCAAUGAAAGAUCCGCUACUGUAGUUGGUAUCGGUGAUAGGCACAGACCAAACACCAUUGACAGAAUGACUAGGAUCAAUUCUUUAGAUGGUAGCAAUAGAAGAGUCACCGUAGAACGUACGCAUUCUACUUUGGAAAGAGGAACUCGUAGCAGAGGAUGUAGUAAUAAUUUCACCAACAGCAAUAUUAUUUCCUCUGCUGCUGCUGCUGCUGGUAGCACGAAUCUCACAGCAGCCGACGUGGCUAAUCUUUUGCGGAGUAGUAUCAGAAGGGGGACAACUAGAACACAACAGUCCCUACGUAGAAGCUUCUGUCACGACGAACCGACCGCGGCGGUGUCCGUUCAGAAUCUAGUCGAGGCCGCUGCGCCAAUCGGUCAAGACUCCUUGGUCCUUCCGAAGGACGUCUCUCUAGUCCCCAACGAACACGUCGACGAUGAUCGCGAUGACAAGAAGACUGCGGACGAAAUGGACAAUUCCAUUUCUGUGAUAUAGACUUCGUGUAUAUCCCUCCUCCUCCUCCUCCUCCUCCUCCUCCUCCUCCAUUUUAAAUACCCUCCACUUCACAUUAUCCUUCCUCAUUUAUUAAAGCUUGCUACAAUACUCCUUUCUCGAUAUCAUUCACAUCACAACGACCGUCUUUUGAAUAGUUUUUUUUCGGCUAAACAAUUUGUUGGCUACUUUUACAUGUAAAUUAGUCCACGUUUUGCUGUAUCUUUUUCUUUCGAAUUAGAAUAUUUUUAAUACUGUAUUUAUUAUCUAUUUCUCCUUUCAAACUAUUCUUCUGUCCUAUUGUCUCGCGUCUUAUCUAAAUACUUCACAUUCUUAUUCCUACACAGUUAUACGUUGGACGACCAUUAGGAGAAAACAAAUCGUAUGUGACCUAAUCGUUAAAAUAGUUAUUUUUGUUUAUUCGCUCACGAAUAUUGUAAAUGUGUGUUCAAAAUGUCAUUUAAUUUAGCGGAUUACUGCCUAGCUCUUCGACGUAAAGAUUAUUCUUGUCUUUAUUUCCAUGAGCAAAUAAAAA
Molecule: messenger RNA, 5588 nt
Organism: Polistes canadensis
Lineage: Eukaryota; Metazoa; Arthropoda; Insecta; Hymenoptera; Vespidae
Exons: 14
Coding region: 104-5056 (1650 amino acids)
Biological process (GO): sodium ion transmembrane transport
Cellular component (GO): membrane
Source: RefSeq, a predicted model, not a curated record